AAAAUUGUUUGAUAAAAGUCAAGAUUCAAGAAGCUUAAACAAAUAUUAAAGUUAAUAAUUUUUUUUGUAGAUCAUCCGACUACUUGACAAUUUAUUUUCUACGCAACUAAAAUUAUCUCCAUUCCAAUAUUAAACAAACAAACGCUUUAGUGCCGAAUCUUCAAUUUAUCAUAAGAAAAACUAACGUGUCACAAAAAAUUAUAGUUAGACAAACUACUAUUGUCACUUACUAACAUGUCGUCAAUUGAUUUUGAUCCAUCUAUUAAGUUAUGCUUAAAGUAUUUACAUUCUAGUGCGCCUGACUCAACAGAGCAGUUACGUUUAACUCUUGAUGAUAUGAUUCGUCAAACCUAUGGCAAUUCAAAAACUCUUGGAAAUGUUUUACCAAAGAAAUAUCUUAUUGAAGAAAAGCUAGAAUCACCAUCGCGAUCUAAGCAUAAGAGUGACAAAAAUUCAAAUAUUACAAAAACGGUUACAAUACCUCAACAGAGUCCUCAACAAAUUCAGAUUCCAGAGAGAGAAAACGAUGAUGGUUCAGUUAUGGAUGGUGAACUUGCUUUUGAUCUCUUACAAGAAGAUUUGACUUGUGUGGUUUGUCGACAAAUUGCAGUGCAAGCAGGAAAUCGCUUGGUGGAGUGUGAUGCUUGCCAUGCAUUGUACCAUCAGGAUUGCCAUAAACCUGUAAUAAGUGACAACGAUAUGGCAUCUGGCUGGCAAUGCGCUUCUUGUCUAACUUCUCAAGGAUUUACUACGGGAUUUACUACCACAUCAUCUUCAUCUAAGUCGCCUACUCAUAUCUCUGGAUCAACAACACCAGUCAAGAUAUCUUCUAGCAGCUCAUCAUCAUCUCCACCUCAUAAAGUUGUUACACCAAAUAUAAAUAUAAUAUCAGCCGAUAAAAGAAUACAGAUUAUGAAAAAAAAGGCAGCAAAACAACAUGAGAAAAAGAAGAGCAAAUAAGUAAUAUUGACCAUCUGGACCCUUAGAGUAUAAUAUGUAGCUUGUUUAUAUGUGUAAUUAAACUAGCGUUCUUACGUUUAGGGCCAUAUAGAGGCGAACGCCCAGGACGCUGGAUAUAAGGGGGCGCCACAGGCUCUGACUGAUAGGUAGGUAGAUCAGAUAACUGUUGAAUGAAUACUGGAUAAUGUCAAACAAAAAUGAAAUUUCUGAAAACGACGACGAGAAAUUUAUAACUUUUACUGAACUGUGAUGUAAUUAUAUCCAUUGCUUUUUUAAAUAUAUGAUUGAAUUGCAAUCAGAGGUCGCCCUUGAAAUCUUGCCCAGGGCGCUGAUAGUACUAAAACCGGCACUGCAUGGCACCAUAACUCAGUUGUUGUUGCUGUCCUAUGGUACCCCAGUGGUACAAAGGGCCCUCGUGAGACGUCUCCAUCCGCUCCUGUCCUGUGCCUCUCGCUCCAUGUCCCUCCAACUAAGAAGAACCAUAACUCAGUAGAAAUUAUUAAUGAAAAAAAUUAAGCAGAAGCAAGUCAAAAUCG
Molecule: messenger RNA, 1496 nt
Organism: Melitaea cinxia (Glanville fritillary)
Lineage: Eukaryota; Metazoa; Arthropoda; Insecta; Lepidoptera; Nymphalidae
Gene: IntS12
Product: integrator complex subunit 12
Exons: 2
Coding region: 235-960 (241 amino acids)
Biological process (GO): snRNA 3'-end processing
Cellular component (GO): integrator complex
Source: RefSeq, a predicted model, not a curated record